AUCCCGGCCGCCGGGGGGCGCUGCGGCCGAGUCUCGCGAUGUUUGGUCGUCCCGUUACACGUCACUUGGGGCCGGAGAGAUGGCGGAGCGGCGCAAGCAGAAGAAGCGGAGUCAGGAGGUUGGAGAACCGACGAAAGAGGAGAAAGUGGUGGCGAAGUACUUACGAUUCAAUUGUCCAACCAAGUCCACCUCCAUGAUGGGCCACAGAGUUGAUUAUUUUGUUGCUUCCAAAGCUAUAGAUUGCUUGUUGGAUUCUAAAUGGGCAAAAGCAAAGAAAGGAGAGGAGGCUGUCUUUACAACCAGAGAAUCAGCAGUGGAAUAUUGUAACAGGCUCCUCAAGAAACAGUUCUUCCACAGAGCCCUGAAAGUCAUGAAAAAGAAGUCUGAAAAGGAAAUCAAAAAGGAGAAAGGGAAAAAUGACAGCAGCAAAGAGGAGGAAAAGAAGAGCAAGAAGGAAUUGGCUAAGGAUGAAAAGAGCAAGAAGGAGAAGAAAAAAGAUAGUGAAAAAGAAGAGUCUAAGAAAGAGAAGAAGGAUGAAACUCCAGGAACACCAAAGAAGAAAAAAGAAACAAAAAGAAAAUUUAAGUUGGAACCGCACAAUGACCAACUUUUCCUUGAUGGGAAUGAGAUAUACGUGUGGAUCUAUGAUCCUGUUCAUUUCAAGACUUUUGCGAUGGGACUGAUAUUAGUUAUUGCAGUGAUAGCUGCCACAUUGUUCCCACUGUGGCCAGCAGAGAUGAGAGUAGGUGUUUACUACCUCAGCGUUGCGGCAGGCUGUUUUGUGGCCAGCAUCCUUCUCCUGGCAGUGGCUCGAUGCAUUCUCUUCCUCUUAAUCUGGCUCCUGACCGGUGGCCGACACCAUUUCUGGUUUUUGCCAAAUCUGACUGCAGAUGUUGGCUUCAUUGACUCCUUCAGGCCCCUGUACACACACGAGUACAAAGGGCCCAAGUCGGACUCCAAGAAACCUGGUGAGGAGACGAGCCCCGAGAUACCCCAGCCUGGCGAAGAGGAAGCCAAAGAGGGAGAGGGAGAGGAGUCGGCGAAAGGAGCGGAGGGAGUGGCGGCGGGUAGUCCAGCUGCGGAGCGACCGUCUGACACGGACAGCGACCGGAGAGAUGAAGACUGCUCCCAGCACAGCAGCGGCAAUGGGAAUGACUUUGAAAUGAUCACAAAAGAAGAACUGGAUCAGCCCACAGACGACGAGGAAGAAGACGAAGAGGAGGAUGAGGAUGAAGAUGAUGAGACACAACCACUACACAUGUCAGAAGAACAUCCAUACCAAGGCUGGAUGUAGUUGUGGAUGUUUACACUGGAAACUAAACACAUCAGACACCAUGCCGUCUGCAGUGGAGAUAUUUGUAUCUAAUCAGUGGUGGCUGGAUUCAAGUUUAGAUUCUCG
Molecule: messenger RNA, 1399 nt
Organism: Leucoraja erinaceus (little skate)
Lineage: Eukaryota; Metazoa; Chordata; Chondrichthyes; Rajiformes; Rajidae
Gene: sec62
Product: SEC62 homolog, preprotein translocation factor
Exons: 9
Coding region: 80-1294 (404 amino acids)
Biological process (GO): post-translational protein targeting to membrane, translocation
Cellular component (GO): endoplasmic reticulum; endoplasmic reticulum membrane
Source: RefSeq, a predicted model, not a curated record